Stegodyphus dumicola is the source of this 479-nucleotide messenger RNA. RefSeq lists its product as uncharacterized. NCBI's taxonomy places the organism in Eukaryota, Metazoa, Arthropoda, Arachnida, Araneae, Eresidae. The record is from RefSeq and is a predicted model, not a curated record.
AAUUUGAUAUGGAUCCUGACGUAAAACGCAGAAAAGUUUUGUUUCUUUUACUAUCAAAGAAACGGGAAGCAAAACGGAGCGGUUCUGAAAGGAAAUGGUGGGUUAGACCAAUUUACCUAAAUCGACAAGACCAAGGGGCGCAACAAAAUCUGAUAAACGAAAUGCGACUGCAGGAUACUGAGUCAUUUUUUAAUUUCUUCCGGAUGACUCCGCAAAAAUUUGAUGAAUUGUUAUCAGUUGUUGGUCCACGAAUUACAAUGAAGGCCACUUCAUUCAGGAAUCCCAUCUCUGCACAAGAAAGAAAGAUUAGCUAUUACCAUAAGCUAACUAUUAUAAACAAUGAGUGGGAAUUUCCAAACUGCAUUGGAGCUGUUGAUGGGAAACAUAUAGUAAUGCAGGCUCCUAAUUCUUCGGGGUCUGCGUUCUUUAACUAUAAAGGUUCCUUCAGCAUUGUUCUGCUUGCUGCAUGCGAUGGAAAA